AUGUCACGUUCAUUUCUACAGGUGUUAUUCGUCAUGGAAAAGACAGAUGGAGGCGCAAACGCCGUCGUGAUGAUCGACCGAAUUAUGAUGAACGUUAGGAAAUGUAUGGCUGCUGAACAAAAAACCGAAGUCCUGUCACAAACAGCAACAAUCGCCUUGCCGUCCUCAUCGCUCGCCAGCGAAAAUUCACAUCCGCUUUCCAGCAGCAGUGGGAUAUCGUCCCAAGCAGCAAAUUCUAGAAUAGAGUUAGCUCAACUGGCGUUAAUCGACGAUCGGGUUCGAGCAAAGUUGGCUGAACGUGAGGACUCGAAAAAGUUGGUCAGACAGUUGGUUCAUGAAGCUGAUUCCAUAAAAAGCAAGGAGAGGAAAUCUGGAGAAGUGAAAAGUAAAGAAAUAGAUCGACCAGGACGAUCCACCGAAAGGUUGGCAUCGACUGCAGAAGUCAUGUCGCCUGCAGGUUUACUGUCAGCCUACCCCAAGAGGCGAGUGUUCGUUCAGCCGAAACGUGGCAUUCCUGACAUGGAACAUUCAAAGGAAUUAGUUGGAGCUUCAGUACCACCCAUGCCUCCACCAUCUCCAUUGGCGAAGCCAGAAGAAUUUGAUCCUUUGACGGAUCUCCUCGGCAAGGAACUGGUUAAUUUUCUCGAUCCAAACUAUGUGACAAAAGAUGAUGAAGAAGAACCUGACUACGUCGACCAAGUAUGUUGA
This is a messenger RNA of Haemonchus placei, 708 nucleotides long. The record is from the annotation of a GenBank genome assembly. NCBI's taxonomy places the organism in Eukaryota, Metazoa, Nematoda, Chromadorea, Rhabditida, Trichostrongylidae.